AUGGGUGGAAUGUGGCAGGUGCUUCCGCGCCUCCUACCUGGCUCCUGCUGCCCGGCUUUUCUCGAUCUCUGGUGUCUCGAUGUUGCGACACCGACAAGAUACGUGGAUUCGUGUUUUGACAAGACCACUGCUGAGAAGCUGAGUAAGAAGUGCUGCGAAAAGUCAUGCUCUCCACCUGACGUGAAUCCGCUUUGCUCUGUGCUCCAUGGGUCAGUGGAGUUUGAACUAAACAAUGUGAUGGAAGUCGGUUACGCCUACUCCACAGUCAACUCGACCCUGUGGUACAGCUCAGGUCAGAUUGAGUUACCCUGA
Molecule: messenger RNA, 312 nt
Organism: Hydatigera taeniaeformis
Lineage: Eukaryota; Metazoa; Platyhelminthes; Cestoda; Cyclophyllidea; Taeniidae
Source: the annotation of a GenBank genome assembly